ACCAUGGACAGAGGGUGGUUUAUUGGCCAAGAGAAGGUUUUGCCCACAACAUCUGAACAGGACAAACCUUUGACCGAUGCUUGUACGUUAUUUUCCAAGCCUUAUUUGGCAAUCAACCUGAAUGACAUGCUACGGCACAUAAAAAGUGAUGUGGAGAAGAAGCCGAUUCCCAUCCGACCGCCAUGUCCCAGAUUGUCUACCCCAAGUGCUCUGAACGGCCACACACCAUUGUGUGAGCCCAUUCCAAAAUCCAUCAUCCGACAACGCUCACGGUCUCUUCCACCUACCACAGAAAAAAGGAGGAAAUGCAGACAUAUUGGCGUACGAUUUAUUGACUCCCUUGGCCUUGACCUGGAGGAUAUCAAGUUUUUCAAAGCUGGAGAUGAACCAUCCGUACCACAUCAUGUCAGAUUUAAAUUACUGAUGGGAGCAGAGUUGGCAGGUGGAAACCAUUUGGAGAUAUCUUUGCCAUACUUAAAACCCCUUUUUGAUCAACAGACCAGUGAUCAACCGGGAUUUUUGCAUCGUCUCUGCAAACACAAAGUGUGUCUAGAGCGAGUCCGAGUGUUUGAAUUUUGUGUCAUUGGAAUCGCCCAGGUGCUCAAUCUGGAUUUUGAGAAAGAUGUAACAGCUCGGUAUUCAUUCACAGAGUGGAAGAGCUGUGCAGAAACAAAGGCCUCGUGGGUCUCUACCAACACCAAGAUCUAUGAAGGAGAUGGUCAACUCACAUGUGAUAUGUUCCGUUUCUAUUUGCCUGUCCCUCCAUUCCUGCAGCCUGGGGCAGUGUUGGAAUUUGCCAUCAAGUACAAGGUUUGUGGAACUGAAUACUGGGACAAUAAUGACGGACAAAAUUACAAGUUAGUUUGUUAUAGUUACACACACACUGUGCCCAAGGAAUGUGAGGAUAGCAUGGUUCACUUUUUUUAG
Nerophis lumbriciformis (worm pipefish) is the source of this 927-nucleotide messenger RNA. The record is from RefSeq and is a predicted model, not a curated record. Lineage: Eukaryota; Metazoa; Chordata; Actinopteri; Syngnathiformes; Syngnathidae.